Zootoca vivipara (common lizard) is the source of this 4907-nucleotide messenger RNA. RefSeq names its product solute carrier family 25 member 24 (gene SLC25A24). Gene Ontology annotation, cellular component: mitochondrial inner membrane. Gene Ontology annotation, biological process: transmembrane transport. NCBI's taxonomy places the organism in Eukaryota, Metazoa, Chordata, Lepidosauria, Squamata, Lacertidae. Gene Ontology annotation, molecular function: calcium ion binding. The record is from RefSeq and is a predicted model, not a curated record.
CCUCCCCAAAGUGGGAAGGUUGCAGCUGUGUUUUUUUCCUCCUCCUUCGUUUUCUUCUAGUAACGCUCACCAAAUUGCGGGGUCUUCUGCUUCUUUACUCUGCCCCGCUUCCCUUCGUUUCUUCUGCGCCCCCUCCCCCCGGACACAUUUCCUCUCUCCUGCAUCAUGUUUCGCUUCUGGAGAAGCUCCUUUGCGCUCCCGGAGGCUGCCUGCGAAGCGCCCGACAGGAACCCGCGGUACGAAAACCUCUUCCAGAAGCUGGACCGCGAUGGGGACGGUCGCGUGGACAUCGCCGAGCUGCAAUCCGGACUCAAGGCUCUGGGCAUCCCCCUGGGAGACGACGCUGAGAAGAAAAUUUUCAGAGCUGGAGAUACUAACCAAGAUGGCCGGCUGGACUUUGAUGAAUUUACACGGUAUCUUAAAGACCAUGAGAAGAAAAUGAAAUUAGCGUUUAAAAGUCUGGACAAAAACAAUGAUGGAGUAAUUGACGCCUCAGAAAUUGUUCAGUCCCUCAAGAUCUUGGGUAUAGAUAUUUCAGAAAAACAAGCAACGAGGAUUCUACAAAGCAUUGAUGCCGAUGGGACAAUGUCAGUGGACUGGAAUGAAUGGCGGGACCAUUUCUUAUUUAAUCCUGCUACAGACAUUCAAGGAAUCAUUCGAUACUGGAAACAUUCUACAGUAUUGGACAUUGGAGACAGUUUGACUAUCCCAGACGAAUUCACAGAAGAGGAGAAAAAGACUGGGCAGUGGUGGAGACAGCUUUUGUCAGGAGCGGUUGCUGGUGCAGUAUCUCGAACGGGAACAGCACCACUGGACCGCCUUAAAGUCAUGAUGCAGGUCCACGGCUCAAAGGGAAAAAUGAACAUAAAAGGUGGCUUGCAGCAGAUGGUUAAAGAAGGAGGCGUCCGUUCGCUUUGGAGAGGAAAUGGUGUCAAUGUUGUUAAAAUCGCACCUGAAACAGCUAUUAAGUUCUGGGCGUAUGAACGGUAUAAGAAGAUGUUCGUUGAUGAAGGGGGAAAGGUCGGCACUGCUGAAAGGUUUAUAUCUGGUUCCCUGGCUGGAGCGACUGCACAGACUUCUAUUUAUCCCAUGGAGGUAUUAAAGACCAGACUGGCUGUGGGUAAAACAGGGCAAUAUGCUGGAAUGUUUGACUGUGCAAAGAAGAUCUUAAAAGGAGAAGGCGUGAAGGCUUUUUACAAAGGUUAUAUUCCCAAUAUUUUGGGCAUCAUUCCUUAUGCUGGCAUAGAUCUGGCUGUUUAUGAGGCUUUGAAGAAGAACUGGCUAGAAAAAUAUGCAACAGACUCUGCCAACCCUGGUGUACUUGUAUUGCUGGCAUGUGGUACCGCGUCCAGUACAUGUGGCCAGUUAGCCAGUUAUCCUCUUGCCCUCAUCCGCACUCGAAUGCAGGCUCAAGCCAUGGUAGAAAGUGGCCCUCAAUUAUCCAUGGUCGGUCUCUUCCAAAGGAUCAUUGCUAAGGAGGGAGUCCUGGGACUGUACAGGGGCAUAGCUCCUAACUUCAUGAAGGUGCUCCCUGCUGUCAGCAUUAGUUACGUGGUAUAUGAAAAGAUGAAGGAGAACUUGGGAAUAGCAUGAGAGGAAAGGAGGGGAGAAAAACAGAGCUUUAUUACAGAAUAUGCACACCUGAUGAAACCACAUUGGAUGCUCAAUUUAUUCAUGUUUACAAUUGGAUUCAAGUCUUCUCUGCACAGAUCUUGUGGGGAUCUCUUCAAGGAAGCAGAAGAAGACCCACUUUCCUGAAACAGCUGUACGCCAGGGAUCUUUUUUAAAAACACCAAAUCUGACAACCUCAGGUUCCCAAAUCUUAACAAUGAAGAAAUAUUCGAUUGCUAGCCGAGCUGAGUGAUCUUAAAGAAUGAAUCUUAAAUGAUCUUAAAGAAUGAAUCUCUAGUCAAUGUAGUUUUCUGAUUUUUCUAAAAUAUAUUUUACUGAGCUAAAUAUAUAUUUUAAUGCAUCAGAUCCUGCAUUAUUAGGAUUUGUAUUUGGUCGGUCAGUGGAUUGUCCCAUCUUGUCCAUAUCAAAAAUAUAACUCUACUUUCGUUUAUAUUCUGCAGUAGGGAAAUUGGGUUAUUAAAAUAUUGUUAAAUUUUUGUUUUUAUUUUAUAAAAUUUAAAAAGACAUGGGCAAAAAUGCAGAGACAAACAGAAUGCCACAGUGCUGUUCCUGAAUACAUUAGAUUCCCUUGCUGACUUAAAAUAUUAAGGAACAACUUAGUCUUGACUAAGUCCCAUUUUAAAAACAUUGGGAGCUAUUAGUCACGGCUAGGUAAAGUCUUGUUUUUCUUUCAGUGGGAACUUUGUCGUGACUGACAUUGGCAGGAGAAGUUCUCGGCAGAUCAUAUGCAUUGGUCAAUGAAUUAGAAAUGAAUGCAAAUUUUAAGUGUCUCAUGGCAUUUUGAGUGCUCUGGGCUACUGUCCAUGUAACUUGUAAAUGUUUGUACCAAAAGCCUAGAGCAUUGUUUGAUGCUCUUGUUUGAUUGCUGCAGAAAACUUGCCUUUAGGGGAAACCAUAGCACCUUUUAAGAACAGUGUGCAGUUUCAGGAUUGUUACUUUUGGUGUUUUAAACUGAUUCUUCAUUAUCUCUUCCGUGUCUUGGAAUGUGUCAACCAUUAAGUCUUUGGCCCUAUGCAGGUAUUACUACUAAGAAAGUGCAAUGUUUUCCUGCUGGCAACACCGGCUGAUUAUGUGAAGGUUGAAAAACGCAAUUCAAAAGAAGAGCAGUAGUGCGAUUACUUGUGCAGCCUUACAGCAACCACAGAUUUUCCAUUAGUAUUUUUGGAGGUCAGACCUGGCCUCCUUGAGGGAACGCUGCUCAUUUUUUAAAUAGUGGAGACAACUGAUAAUGGAAAACUCCCUGUCUUUUCUCAGCACCCAAAUCAAAUAACUGAGUAGGCUGGCUGAGAAAAACCAGUUCACCAUGGCAAUAAAGAACUUUGCCAUCCAGUUACCAACAUUGCAAUCCUAAGUCUAUUUAUUUAGAAAUAAGUCCCUCUAAGUUCGGUAGGACUUGCUAUCUAGUAAUGGUAUUUAGGAUCACAGCUUAAAUCAGUAGAACGUCUGUAAAGAAAUGCAUGGCAAGCUUAUCAGUCAGGCCGGGCAUGCAAAAACAGGUUGCUGAGAAGACUCUUCCUGCAUGCCUUUCUUGCAAGAUCUUUUAAUGUACAAACACCUUAUUAAAUGGAUCCUCAGUCCAUUUCGGAGUAUAUUUCAGUUAUCUGUAAAAUCAAUGUUUGCUGCUGUUACAUGUCGAACACGUCAUUAAAAUCAUGCCAAUUGCAGAUGUUCCCCACCGUCAUAGACGCAGAUCUGCUUCUUCGAGGUCCGCUUAGUCUCUUUCUUAUAAAACUUGAGCAUGACAGGAUGGCAUGGGAAAUUGCACUAAAGUGAAUUAUCUGGUUUUUUGGUCUUUGAAGCUUCCAACACCAGUUCUAAGAGGUAGAUGUGGUGUGGGAGGCAAUGCUUCUCUUGAACAACCCAUCCUCUGAGCAUAUACAAAGGACCUAAUCCAGGGUCAAUUGGAGGAGUCAGUAGGGGUCAAUUCCUUUACGACAUUGCAUGACUAGAGAGGUCAGUGAUUACUGCUGUGUACAUCCAGGAAGGUGGCAACUAUUUCCAUGAUCAUUCAUGGCUGUACUUCUUCUCAGCAACCAUUAUCACAGAGAUGGUUGCAGUUCCCCACUAUAUAACCCAGUUCAUGCUAGCUUUUAUUGAUUGUGUUCAGUUGGAGCAAUUUGUUAGCGUGAACUGUCCCUAGAAAUAGCCUAAAUCACGUCACCACCAUUGUCCUCCCUUCCUUGAUUUGUAUCAGGCACCCCCAAACUGUGGCCCUCCAGAUGUUUUGGCCUACAACUCCCAUGAUCCCUAGCUAACAGGACCAGUGGUUGGGGAAGAUGGGAAUUGUAGUCCAAAACAUCUGGAGGGCCGAAGUUUGGGGGUGCCUGAUUUGUAUUCCUUUUACCAGCUUCUCAAUGUUAGUAGGAUAGCUUUGUAAGCUUGUACUAGACACACUUUCUUUUGCAUUAGCAUUAUGUUGAUUUAUGGAACCAUAAAGAUAGAGGAAGUGGUUUUCUUUUCCUUCAUAAUGCUACCUAUUCUCUGUUUUAGUCAGAUAACCCCAGCCUCGUCUAGCCCCUCAAAGAUUUCACAAAUGGGCUGGGGGAUCCAACCAUAUCUUUUGACUGGUUUGAGAAGCUGAUGUGAACUCCAAAUAAUGUAGCCCACCAUGGAGAACCCAUAUUUGCACUUUUUGAGUAGCAAUCCAUUUUUCAAUUGUUUGCUAUUCAGAAUGCCAUCAUUAAUGAACUUUUUGAUGUAACUAUGGGCGCAAUCUAAAAAUCAUGUUGUUGUAGUGAAGCUUUGGUAGGUGGUUUCCAGUAGAUUGUGCUCAUUCUUUAUGAAUGGCAGGGUGUGUUUUUUUUAGGUUGCAGAUCUGUCCCAUGAUAGAAACCUUCACUCUUUUUGCACUUGAUCAUAACCAAAGAAUUAAUUCAGCAGAAGCACUCUGUAAUCUUGUAUUGCAUACUGUUAUGCAUUUGCCUGUUGUAAAUGUGAUUUUCUAAAUCAUAUUUUAAAACAAAACAAAACAAAAAACAACCAACUGUAAGCUAUACUAUGUAUGCCUAUAUUGUAUGUAAUUUUAAGGUGACAUGACAAGUAUGUGAACUAGUCUCAGUCAUUUUUUUCAUAUAAGUGCACUUACGAGAAUGUCGGUGAUGGUGUUUUAUUUUCUUUUGUUGGGAGAAUGUAUGAUAUGGUGCAGAUCUGAUUCCUUUACUUUGUGCCUAAAAAGAACAAGGUUCUAAUUGUAUUUUCUUGGGUGACUUACUUGGUGAAUGCUUUUUAUAACCUUUAAAUUGAUCUGUUUAUAAUAAACAAUGUUUUGUAAUGCA